Molecule: messenger RNA, 1149 nt
Organism: Funneliformis geosporum
Lineage: Eukaryota; Fungi; Glomeromycota; Glomeromycetes; Glomerales; Glomeraceae
Source: the annotation of a GenBank genome assembly
AUGCAAACCACCGACAACUCAACCGCCUCAACCACAUACCUUCCUCCCAUUAAAUUUUUAUUGGAUUCACCCGUAGAAAUGUUUAAUGAUCAACAAAGAACUCCGGUGGAACACCGAUGUACAAAUUCUUAUAUUAAUACCUCUUCACGCAAGCUUCCAACUUUGUCUUUGAAUAAUAUCCCUUGUCCAAAAGUUCAACUCAUUUCUCCAGUUGAAAGGAACGUUGAUAAUAAUAUGUCCGGAUAUCAUCAAAAAGGAAAUCAAUAUCAAAAUAAUUUACCAAGACUUCCUUCUAUUUCCGUUUCAAUUGGACAGAUUGAACCUGCUUUGAACAAUAAUAAUAGGAACAUUGUAACAUCAGUGCAAAAGAAUUCUCGCCCAAAUAGUAUUCAAUCCUUGAUAUUAUCACCACCAGAAUCUCCAGAUAUGAUCAAUAAUCCAUCAUUUGAUGAUUAUGAACCUCGUCAGGAUCACGAACAUCGACAACAAAAUCAUCGUCCAAGAAUGGUACAUCCACCUCAACAUCCUGACUACCAUUAUUCUUCAAAUGUGGUUUUGUUGACACCUCAUUACCAUUCUCAAUCUUACACGCGCCCAGAACAUCGUAGAUACGAUCGUGCUGGAGAAUAUCAUCAGGGACGUUUGGUUUACGAUCAUGCUUAUGCAGAACAACAACGUGCAUAUCCAUCCUCAAACAUCUCUCCAACAACUCUUCAACCUGCAUUUUCUCCAUUUGAAUCAAGACCAGCUGCGACUCUUCCUCGUCUUGAUGUCCCUUCUCCAGUGUUGAGCAAUGAAAAUGUUAUCACAAGAAGGUUGGGUACACCAAAGAUUAUCAAUAAUCAUCAAAUAAAUUUACCAGUAGCUGGAGUAACCACUUCAAAUACUAAUAAUAGAUAUCAAUGUCCUUAUUGCUCGAAGAGAUUUUCUCGUCCAAGCUCAUUACGCAUUCACACUUAUUCACACACAGGCGAAAAACCUUUUGUAUGUACUGAAUCUGGAUGUGGAAGAAAAUUUUCUGUACAAAGUAAUAUGCGAAGACAUUUAAGAGUUCAUCGAUUAGGGAGACCUGUUAAGAAAGUUAGAUAUGAUGGCGAAGUAGAAGGUGUUAAAAUGUUGAAUCAUGGACCUAUUAUGAGAAAUUGUUAA